AUGAUGUCUCCCAACGGCCGAUCAUUCCUCCUUGAUCCUCAAAAGGUUGCUGGACCUAUGCGAUAUUCGCAUGCGCGCGUGGUUCAGCCUUCUACACACCACACAAUUUACAUCUCAGGAAUUGCAGCUGUCAGCCCCGAAGGAGUUCUCGAAGGAGUCACCGAAAAUCCAGAUGGCAGCUUCACCGUCAAUGUCCGAGAGCAAACAGCCGCCGUCCUUCGCAGAAUCGAGAGCAUCAUUGAAGGUGCCUCAGAUGGGAAGGCAAAUUUAUACAAUGUUGUGGAUGCUACAGUCUAUUUACUGGAUAUGAAGACUCAAUAUGCAGAUAUGAACGAGGAAUGGAAUAAGAUCUGGUCCGACCGUGCCAGUGCUCCUUCGCGUGCGACUGUUGGAGUUCGAGAACUUCCAGACCCUCGUUUUACAGUGGAAAUCAAGGCGACAGCAAUCUUUGAGUUAUAA
Molecule: messenger RNA, 459 nt
Organism: Penicillium antarcticum
Lineage: Eukaryota; Fungi; Ascomycota; Eurotiomycetes; Eurotiales; Aspergillaceae
Product: RidA family protein
Exons: 1
Coding region: 1-459 (152 amino acids)
Cellular component (GO): mitochondrion; cytosol
Molecular function (GO): deaminase activity
Source: RefSeq, a predicted model, not a curated record